Messenger RNA from Achroia grisella, 1156 nucleotides. Its product is annotated as transcription initiation protein SPT3 homolog. Lineage: Eukaryota; Metazoa; Arthropoda; Insecta; Lepidoptera; Pyralidae. Gene Ontology annotation, biological process: transcription by RNA polymerase II. The transcript has a single exon. The record is from RefSeq and is a predicted model, not a curated record. Gene Ontology annotation, molecular function: transcription coactivator activity; protein heterodimerization activity. The coding region runs from base 139 to 1080 and encodes 313 amino acids.
GUUAUUGUGUACAUUAUUUGGUUACUUAUAUUUUAUACAGUUUUUGUUUAGUUAGUUAAAUAUUGUACUAUUUAUGUAGUGUUUAUAAAAUAUUAUUAGAGAGACAUUUUCUUGUUAUAAUACGCGUAAUAUAUCAUAAUGGUUUCAUAUUUUACAAUUGAUGCUACCGGUGAAGUGGCGAACUUUCAGAAAGAAAUUUCAAACAUGAUGCACGGUUUUGGUGAUAACCCUAAUCCUAAUGCAGCGACAGUAGUACUAGUGGAAAGCAUUGUUCUGCAACAGCUAAGAUCUAUACUCCAGGAGGCUUCUAUUAACUCAAAUUUGAGAGGUUCAAAAGUGAUAUCCAAUUAUGAUAUUAUUUACUUGAUGAGAAAAAAUAUUUUGAAACUGAAGAGACUUCAUGAUUACCAAUUAAAAAUAGAUCAUAUAGAGAAAAGUCGUACUGUUUCUUCUCCAUCAGAAAAUGUAAUAUCUAAUAUUAUGUUCGAUGAUGAGAAGGAUCCAACAAUAAAGAAGAGACGCACACAUAUUGAUAUAAUUAGGGAGUUAGACGAGUAUGAAGAAGUCUGUCAGAUCAAGUUUGAUGUAAUCGAUUAUUUAAGGAAAGUUAGGGCUGCUAAAAUUACAGAAUCAAUGUCUUAUGAAAAAUAUGAGGCAUACCACAAAGCAAGAUGCAGUUCAUUCCGUUCUGGUUAUGGACUUGGCAAAGGUUUUGUAAAAAUAGAGCAAUGGAUUAAUCCAACAAAGGAAUUGAAAAUAACGCUGUUAGCUUUAGAGGUCCUGUGUUUUAUUGCAUAUGAGACUGUCGCUGAAGUAGUUGAUGCAGUUUUUUUGAUACGACAGGAUGCGAAAAAGAAAUAUGGAGAUCCAUUUAGUAAGUUUGAGGGUGGUCACUUUUGUAAUCCGGUCAGUUUGAACAAUUCGGUUUAUAUCAAGUCUGGAUAUGAAGGUGUACCCGCCAUAACAGUGGCUGAAGUUAGAGAAGUCCUCAGAAGAUAUUUCAACCCGAGAAUAGGAAUGAAUGGAUUGUUUUAUAGGAAUAUGUGUUUAGAUCUACCAGUCAGAUUUAUUACACUAUAGUUACUAAAUAUAGGUAUUUUAUUGUAAAUAAACCAUAAAUAUGACUUAUUUGUUGUUUCCUUCUUUCAUUAUGUCU